This is a messenger RNA of Pecten maximus, 961 nucleotides long. RefSeq lists its product as uncharacterized. The coding region runs from base 128 to 961 and encodes 277 amino acids. Lineage: Eukaryota; Metazoa; Mollusca; Bivalvia; Pectinida; Pectinidae. The record is from RefSeq and is a predicted model, not a curated record. The transcript is spliced from 5 exons.
UUUCUUCUGCUUCCGGCGGUUUCAUGUGUACAGUCGAACAUUGUCUAUAUCGUGCACACAAGUGAUCAGUCAGUUGAAAUACUACAAACCAGUGUGAGAAGGUAAUAAGUGAAAAAGUCUCCCAAGUAUGUCGGAUAAGCCAUCGUUACUAUCCGAGACUGACGGAUCGAAUUUUUCGGACGAAUUUGAGGAAACACGUGAUUUUUCUCAUGAUAUUGUGAUGGACAGUUUAUCGGAAGAUGAGAAGAGGCCCCCGAUUAAACGUCGUUUUAAGGAAAGAUUUAGAAAUAUAGAAGCGACUUACCUUAAUCCAUCAUCGUCUUUUCGAACGGAUUCAAGCAACUCAAACAGAAAAUCGCAGUCUAAGAAAAACGACAGAGUAGAUAUAAACAAUGAAACUCCAGCAGGCUCCUCAUCGAGAUCGACACAUGUAUAUGUGCGCACUCCUGUUGGGCACCGGUCAAGCCGCUCGCCAGGGAGUGGACAAAGCAGCAGCAGGAAGGCAACGCCGGAUCGGAUUACGCCUGAUAGUAAUAUGAUUGAUCAACGGUUGGUGAAAUUGGAAGCUGAAAUAACAGCAAUGAAGACGAUUCAAUUAGAAAUCUUGAAAACACAAAAGGAGAUAUUGUCAAAGGUUUCAAAUGUAGAUGCUGCUAAGAAAAUGAGCAAACAGAAAACCAACGUUAACAUAUCAAAUUCGAUUCGGAGUGGAGUCAGAGAUGCUUAUAAGGAUGGGAAAGAAAAUGGACUUGAUUGGACAUUGUACAAAGAAGAGGAAGCUAUGCGCCCACAUUAUGAUGUUAACAAGGAGAUGACAUCGCACAUCAAAACAUUUGUACUCGGCGUAUACCCUGAUACAGCUGAUGCCGUUAUACGAGAUGACACCAAACUAUACUUUAACAUAGCUGAUAAAAUGCAACUAAAAUCUGUGAAUGGACUGAAGAAUGGAAAAUGUCAUUAA